Messenger RNA from Psylliodes chrysocephalus, 699 nucleotides. Lineage: Eukaryota; Metazoa; Arthropoda; Insecta; Coleoptera; Chrysomelidae. The record is from the annotation of a GenBank genome assembly.
AUGGAGGUCAACUCUGGUACCGAAGUGUGUUUCCUUUGUAAGGAACCCGUUUCUGCAGAUACUGUCACCGUAACUCGGGGCUUAGAAAAUUUGAUUCUUGUUAGCAAGGAAAGGAAGGAUAAACAUCAAAGUUUUUUGGAAAAACAAACGUCUUUGCAAAUGCACAAAGACUGCAGGAGACUCUACAUUCUCAAACGAAAUGGCAGCUUCCAGUCCAACAAUUUUGUCUCUGACGAGACCAAAAAAUUACAACAAUUGUGCAGCCCCAAGAAAAAAGAGCUCAGGAGUGAUGGAUUUGAUUUCUGGGCCAAUUGUAUGUUCUCUGGCUUGCCAGCUUCCAGAGAACAUGACAAGAUGAGAAGACGUCCAGGAGACGAGUUUGUUGUAAUUAAAAAAGAAGAAUACCAUACAAAGAUCAUAACAGAAAUCAAAAAUCGAAUCCAGAACGAAUUCUGUAAGACACUAUUGGAUAGAAUUUCAACAGUGGAGCUUGUAAGUGCCGAAGCACGAUACCAUAAAAAAUGUAACCGGAGAUUCUUUAGGCCUCCACCAAUUUAUGACAACCCUGGACGUCCCAAGGAGCAACAUGUUCAAGACAAAAUGGCCAUAGUUGUGGCCUAUAUUAAGGAAACUGACGAAAAACUGUACUGCCUAGCUGAUUUGAUUAAAAUUGCAGGUCAGCGUUUAAAGAAACACUAA